Ascochyta rabiei is the source of this 621-nucleotide messenger RNA. Its product is annotated as GTP-binding protein. The transcript has 3 exons. Gene Ontology annotation, biological process: regulation of exocytosis; protein secretion; protein localization to plasma membrane. The record is from RefSeq and is a predicted model, not a curated record. NCBI's taxonomy places the organism in Eukaryota, Fungi, Ascomycota, Dothideomycetes, Pleosporales, Didymellaceae. The coding region runs from base 1 to 621 and encodes 206 amino acids. Gene Ontology annotation, cellular component: endosome; plasma membrane. Gene Ontology annotation, molecular function: GTP binding; GTPase activity.
AUGGCUGGCACAAGAAACUACGACUUUCUCAUCAAGCUCCUGCUGAUUGGCGACUCCGGCGUAGGAAAGUCAUGCUGUCUCCUGCGCUUCAGUGAAGACUCCUUCACGCCCUCCUUCAUCACCACCAUCGGCAUCGACUUCAAGAUAAGGACCAUCGAGCUCGAUGGCAAGCGCGUCAAGCUGCAGAUCUGGGACACAGCCGGCCAGGAGCGUUUCAGGACCAUCACCACGGCCUACUACCGCGGCGCCAUGGGCAUCCUGCUGGUCUACGAUGUCACCGACGAGAGGAGUUUCAACAACAUCCGCACCUGGUUCUCCAACGUCGAGCAGCACGCAACCGAAGGCGUCAACAAGAUCCUCAUUGGCAACAAGUGCGAUUGGGAAGAGAAGCGCGCCAUCAGCACAGAGCGUGGCCAGGCGCUUGCAGACGAACUCGGCAUUCCUUUCCUCGAGGUUUCGGCAAAGAGCAACAUCAACGUCGACCAGGCCUUCUACUCGCUCGCUUCCGACAUCAAGAAGAGACUCAUCGACAGCGCACGAUCGGACCAGGCCGCAGGGCCAUCCGUGAACGUUGGCGAUGCGGGGGGUGCGAAUGCUGGUAUGGGUGGAAAGUGCUGUUGA